CCUCCUCCCCCCGCCGCGCCUCCGCCUCCUGCCCCCUGCAGCGGGGUUACCUGUCACGGGGAGCCCGCUAAAUUUUACGGAUACGAUAACUUACAGAGACAGCAGAUUUUUACGACACAGCAAGAGGCCGAGCUGGUACAAUAUCCUGACUGUAAAUCGUCCAGUGCUAAUAUUGGCGAGGAACCAGACCACUUAAAUCAGAGCUCGUCUCCUGCUCAAAUGUUUCCCUGGAUGAGACCACAAGCAGCGCCGGGUAGGAGGAGAGGAAGACAAACAUACAGCCGAUUCCAGACUCUAGAGCUGGAAAAGGAGUUCCUAUUUAACCCCUAUCUGACCAGGAAGAGAAGGAUCGAGGUGUCCCACGCACUAGGACUCACCGAGAGGCAGGUAAAGAUCUGGUUUCAGAACAGGAGGAUGAAAUGGAAAAAAGAGAACAACAAGGACAAAUUCCCCGCUUCCAGACAGGAGGGAAAGGAAGGGGAGGCCAAAAAGGAAGCACAUGAUCUGGAAGAAGACAGAGCUGAAGGCCAGACGAAUUAAUUUUUUCCCCAAAUGUCUUUGUGCAAGUCAAUCAAAUGACCAGGGCUAAAGCCCGACAUCUCGGCUCAUCCACCCCUCUACGUGAUCUGGUCGUGGGACGAGUAACCCCAUGUCCCUUCGGUUGACGUUUCCCUGCUUCGGGUGCUUCACUUGUUUGUGCUUUUAUUUUGUUUAUAAGCGUAUCCAAAACGAUCUCUAGAUCUAACAUUUCAUCAUUAUUUUUUUUCAAAUUUGAUACAGAGUUUGUAGCAAUAAAUUUCUAAUUAUAUAUAAAUAUAUAUAUAUAUAUUUGCAACCUUAAAAGGCGAUGAUUGUGGGAAACGACAUAUACUUCCUAAUAAUAAAGAUCAAUAAGUAAGACAUUUAACAACGCUUUAUUAAUCAAGACAAGUGCACUUGUACUAUUUUAAUUCUUGUUCUUAUCUUCUGUGGAAUAAAUUAAAUAAAUUUAACAAUCUUGAAGAAAAUAUCAUAGGAAUAUAUUUAACCUUCUUCUAUAAUAUUUGAUUAAAAUAAACAGAAU
Cyanistes caeruleus (blue tit) is the source of this 1063-nucleotide messenger RNA. Its product is annotated as homeobox protein Hox-D8. Gene Ontology annotation, cellular component: nucleus. Gene Ontology annotation, molecular function: RNA polymerase II transcription regulatory region sequence-specific DNA binding; DNA-binding transcription factor activity, RNA polymerase II-specific. The record is from RefSeq and is a predicted model, not a curated record. Gene Ontology annotation, biological process: regulation of transcription by RNA polymerase II. Lineage: Eukaryota; Metazoa; Chordata; Aves; Passeriformes; Paridae.